AUGCCACGUACUCGUGGACCAGGCCAGCGUGGCCCUCAAGCACGCCAGCCUCCCCAAGGACGCCGCCACGUUACUUGGGACCUCUCCGACAAUCGUGCGACUGGCAAUGCCGCUCGUCGUCGCCGCACCCCCAACGUUUUCUUGAACACCAGCCUGGAAGAAGAGGAUCCAACCCCUGCACCACCUCCAUCUCCCGAGGGACCGCAGCUCACAGAAGAAGAAAUCGAGGCUAUCGAGCGCCUAGAAGACGCCUUGGAGGAGCAUGCUGAGAUGAUGGAACUCCAGGAGGCGGAAAAAGCCCGAGACAAGAAGGCCAACGACCGCAUCGAUGCAAUCGACGACGAUCGUCGGGAGCACCACAAGAUGAAGCAACCUCUGCUCGCUGAAUUUUCUAAGGCUUGUGAACAGUGGAAAAAAGCAGACCCUACUGAGGCCGAGACGUUCAGAAUAUACUGCAAUGAAGUGGUGUGCGCAGCGACUGAACCAGUCCGCAUGUACGACAUGCUCAGCUGGUAUCCAAAGACACCGAAGGCUGUAUCUGAAGCCAUCCACAGCCUACAGGUGUUCCACCACGAACAGGUCGACUUCACCUACAAGAUGCGUCUACUUGAGGAACACCACUACGGCGGAGCUGUUCCCGGUCACAACCUCCACCCGGAGGUGUAUCAUGCCUCUCGUCGGGACCGAGCGGGGAAGAAGAAUGGCGAAGGAGACUUUCAGACAUUCGGCUUCGAUCUAAAGCACCGCGAUCUUGCUGAGCUUGAAGAAUACUUCGACGCAUGGACAGACAUCGACGCGCCGGGUCUCGAGCAAGCUCGCAUCCGACGAAUUGUUGCAAAUUUCCGUGUCCGUCGAACGCUCUUAGAAGGCACUGAACCAGGCGCCCACCACAAAGACCGCCGUCGUCCACGUUUCGAUCCUCUUGGUUUGAUCAAGUUCUGCGACACUGCGGAGUGGGACUUGAUGGAUUGGUCGCUACAAGCUCUGGGUCGUAUGAGAUACAAGCUUCAGCCAGUCUACGAGCAGCUACAAGACCGUAACAUCAUGAAGUUGCUUGACCUCACCAUCACAGAGAUCCUCGAGUAUCUUCCAAAGCUCGACAAGAUCGAACUCCUCGAAACCCGAAUGGUUAUCGACACGACCUUUGCCAACAGCUUCGCUCCACUGUGGCAAGUAAAGGCCACCAUGGAGCUGCCUGGUGCACCCGCUCAGGCUCGAGACGCCUUCUUGCAGCAGAAGGACAACAUCUGGAGAAUGGCCCUGCACUUCGACAAGUUCGAGCGGACUCACGGUGAUACGAUCCUUGACCAUGAAUGGCGGCGGAUGGUGCACGCCAAUAGCGACCUCAUUGGCACUCGACCUCCUCCCGCUUUUUGGACGAUGGACGACGACGAAUACAUUCGUCGCAGUGGUCACCCAGACGAAGACUGGCCACCAACCGAAGACGAGAGCGAGGAUGCGGAUGAGAUGGACGAGGCGGCAUAA
Messenger RNA from Cercospora beticola, 1485 nucleotides. RefSeq lists its product as uncharacterized. The record is from RefSeq and is a predicted model, not a curated record. Lineage: Eukaryota; Fungi; Ascomycota; Dothideomycetes; Mycosphaerellales; Mycosphaerellaceae.